GGGUGCGGGUUCUUGUCUCAAAACCGCAGUAAGCUAUCCAGUAGAGCAGUGGGAAGCUUAUGUCUUUCCUUAAGGUUCCUCCGUGGAGGGCUGUUCGCUCCUUCCGCGGAAGAAUUGUCCCAAUCCUCGAAAUCCUACCAAAACCCGCAAAUCAAAUAUUCCGUCCAUAUCGAAGUUUCCCUGCAACUUAUGCCCAAUGUAGUUUGUCUCCUUCAAUUCCUUACUCUUCUUCGCCUCCUGCUGUUCCUGAUGCUAGUUGCCGUUGGAGACCUAUGUGCUUGUAUUAUACACAAGGCAAAUGCACCAAGAUGGAUGACCCUACCCACCUAGAGAGGUUUAAUCAUGAUUGCUCUAGGGACCUUUCAGUGAAUGCUGCUGACGUUGAACGCAUGCGCCCCCAAAACUUUGAUUUUUUCUUGGUCUUUGAUUUGGAGGGGAAAGUUGAGAUUCUCGAGUUCCCUGUGCUGAUUAUAGAUGCAAAAACCAUGGCUGUUGUGGACUUCUUCCACAGGUUUGUCAGGCCCUCAGCUAUGACCGAACAAAGAAUAAAUGAAUAUAUAGGAAACAAAUAUGGCAAGUUUGGAGUUGAUCGAGUUUGGCAUGACACAGCUCUCCCAUUUAAUGAAGUUAUUCAACAAUUUGAAGCUUGGUUGAUUCAUCACCAUCUGUGGGAACCAAGGCAUGGUGGGCAUCUUAAUCGAGCAGCAUUUGUAACUUGUGGAAAUUGGGAUGUGAAAACACAGAUACCUCGGCAAUGCCAAGUGUCAAAAAUCAACCUUCCCUCAUACUUUAUGGAGUGGAUCAAUCUGAAGGAUGUUUAUCAGAAUUUCUAUAACCCAAGAAAAGAGUGUGCUGGACAUGCACUUUUGUUUGUGGCGGACAGGCAAGAGGAAUGAGGACGAUGAUGGAGCAGCUGAAAAUACCAAUGCUGGGAAGUCAUCAUCUGGGAUUUGAUGACACAAAGAAUAUAACGAAAGUCUUACUAAGGAUGCUUGCAGAUGGUGCAGUAAUUUCAAUUACUGCAAGAAGGUAUCCCGAUUCCCCUGCAAAUGUUCAUUUUCUAUUUAAGAAUCGCAUACGUUAAAUACGUUUUUUCUAGUUUAGCUACGUAACUAAUUUUUCAAGGUCUUAUUUGUGUAUAAUAUUUUAUACAACGAAGGAUCUAGCAAUCGUUCUUUUUGGUGGCA
Manihot esculenta (cassava) is the source of this 1187-nucleotide messenger RNA. RefSeq lists its product as uncharacterized. The coding region runs from base 60 to 896 and encodes 278 amino acids. Gene Ontology annotation, biological process: exonucleolytic trimming to generate mature 3'-end of 5.8S rRNA from tricistronic rRNA transcript (SSU-rRNA, 5.8S rRNA, LSU-rRNA). Lineage: Eukaryota; Viridiplantae; Streptophyta; Magnoliopsida; Malpighiales; Euphorbiaceae. Gene Ontology annotation, molecular function: nucleic acid binding; 3'-5'-RNA exonuclease activity. The transcript is spliced from 7 exons. The record is from RefSeq and is a predicted model, not a curated record.